Molecule: messenger RNA, 281 nt
Organism: Cetraspora pellucida
Lineage: Eukaryota; Fungi; Glomeromycota; Glomeromycetes; Diversisporales; Gigasporaceae
Source: the annotation of a GenBank genome assembly
UUAUUGGAUGUGUCAAUACGAUUCAAAUGAUUAUUGGAUUCGGGUUUGAUUUUCUGAGAAUAACUUCAGGACGAACUAGUUUGACACAAUCCACAGGUGGAGAGAAACGUAGCGCACUUAACGAAUAUUGGUAUAAUCGACGAAAAGGUUACCAAGAAAUGGUGGAUAAGUUGUAUGUGAAGUAUAUGGAACGCUUGCACGGAAAUAUAAGUGAAUAUGAUGAAAAUGCUAUAGCUGCCAAUUACGGCCCGUAUGAUAUGAAUACUGCACAAAUUCAGUAA